Apiotrichum porosum is the source of this 609-nucleotide messenger RNA. RefSeq lists its product as uncharacterized. The record is from RefSeq and is a predicted model, not a curated record. The transcript has 3 exons. Bases 1 to 609 code for a protein of 202 amino acids. NCBI's taxonomy places the organism in Eukaryota, Fungi, Basidiomycota, Tremellomycetes, Trichosporonales, Trichosporonaceae.
AUGAUCACCAUCCCCCUUGAGAUCGCCAAGCAGCUCCCCAUCUCCAAGUACCGUCUGCUGGACAGCCUGUACCGCGAGUUUGAGGGACUCCCCCUCCCCCUCUCCCAUGAGGUCCUCGCCGAGGCCCUCGAGCUCGCCGACUUGGUUGUGUCCUCGCCCGUCUUUGAGGUCGACGUCAAGACCGAGGCCAUUGCCUGGAAGGCGACAUUGAUGGAGCACGCUGAUGACUGGCACAAGAUGAAGAACGACACUGGCGCCGACUCGCCUCUGUACCGCGUGCUCCUGGGCAUGCAGGAGGAGAUCCAGUCGCUCCGCCACGCUCUGUCCGGUGCCCAGCGUCGUCUCGACACGUACGACGAGGCCCGCUUCAACCACGCUCGUCGCGUCCUGGGCUUGCCUCCGUCAAGGAGCACUCCCGGUACUCCUCCCCACUUCCACAACCACCAGCCUAUGUACGCCAACCCAUCCGUCAUCACGCGCAUGUCGGCCGACCGCCUUCGCGACGCCCUCGAGGUCUACCUCGACGAGACCCCGCCCCUCGAGGCCAACCGCGAGCAGAUGGUCAAGGCUCUCAAGGUCUGCUGCGGCAUGGAGGAGACUGGCUUGUAA